Prorocentrum cordatum is the source of this 1884-nucleotide messenger RNA. Lineage: Eukaryota; Dinophyceae; Prorocentrales; Prorocentraceae. The record is from the annotation of a GenBank genome assembly.
GACCUGCACGAGCGCACUGCCGACACGGCGCGGGCGGCGGUGUCCUGCGAGCUGCUGCGCCUGGCGUGCGCCCCGCCCGCCGAGGUGGCGGACGGCGUGGACCUGCACCUCAUCGUCGGGCGCGGGGCGCACAGCCCGGGCGGGCAGGCGACCUUGGCGCCUGCGCUGCUGGAGUUCCUCAACGAGGACGAGGAGCUGGACGGGAGCGCGCAGCUGUACACCCCGUCGGGCGACGAGCUGGACGAGGAGGGCGGAGGACUGCCUCCUGUCCCCGCCGAGGAUCUGCGGCUCGUCGAAGGCCAGGCGUACUCGUCGACUGGCUACAAUGCCCAGGGCGACGUCCAGUGCCGCUUCACGUGGGUCGCCCUUCGCGUCUCCGUCGGAGUCGAGACGUACGCCAGGCCGAGGUUCCUUUUCUCGAGCGACCCGUACUGGGACUGGUGGGCGUCGAACCCAGGCGAGAGGGGUGCUGUGACUGCGCGGCCCCUCGUCCAUGUGUGUCGGACGCAGCCGUGCCAGGUCCAGCCCCCGCGGGGCUGCUCAGAGCUGGUGCACAUCACAGAUGCGACCCCCGUCUCGGCCGACGAGCUGCGGGAGGUCUUUGCGUCGUUCCUCUCGGACAACCCAGACGCGGUCUGGCCCGCCGACCUCUUCGGACCGCGGCUCGCUGGCGGGGUGCCGGCGGAGGCGCCAGCCAGGAGGCCGGCCGCGUCGGAGCAGCCAGGGCUGGACGAGCUUUGGAGCGGCGACGUUGUCGAGGCGGAGGGGAGCAGCCGCCGCGCCAGCCUCCGCGGGAAGCUGGAGGCAGCGCAGGAUCGCUUCGCGCGGCUUCAGCAGCAGCGGCGGGCCGCCGCGGGAGCUGCGGAGGCGGUCGCUGCCCUGGACGACAAGCCGCCCGCGAAGGUCCCGCGGCAGGGCGGGCCGCCACCGCAGCGGUCGCUCGCCGAGGUCCUCGAGGACCGCGUGCGGAAGGCGGCGAAGGUCGGGGCAGUUGCCUCGGCCGAGGACGCCAAGGGCGCAGAGGCGGCCGCCCCCGCGGCUGGGCAGGGCGGAGCUGGCGUGCAGGAGCUGCUGACGGCCCUCCUCAAGGCGCUGCAGAGCGCGUCCAGGUCGUCCGACGACCCGUCCUUCGGCGGCGACGGUGGUGUCGCCACUGCCGAGGGCGACUUGCUGCCGAAGGGCCUCGCGUCUCGACGGGCCCACUGCAGGAGAUUGGCCCUCGAGCACCCAGGCAGACUCGCGGAGCUGAGCCUGGCGCAGAUGGCAGAGUUUCUGGGGUCGCAGGACGGCGGCGGGUCGGUCGAUCCGCACGGCCCAAUCGUCCUUCGGUUCCUCUUGUCGGUCUACUUGCCGCAGCACCCUGUGAAGGAGAUAGGGGGCGAGAUCUACCGCGAGCUGCGGACGAUCGCGGAGGCGCUGGACCUGUUGCUGCAGGGGCGCACGGCCGCGGUGGCCGACAUCCUGGCCCAGCGCUUCAAGGCCAUCCAGGUGGCUGUCGGGGACGGGAGCUGGUCGGCGGCGAAGUGGCUCGAGCUGAUACCGCCGCGGGACCAGCCUCUCGCGCUGCGCAACGAGGAGGAGGAGAUGAUCAGGAGCAUCCAGCUCGGCGAGCUCAAGCUGGAGGAGCUUGCCUCGCGGCUGCGGCAGAAGCCUCAGGGGGGGAUACCCCCUGCUGCAGCGCAGGCCCAGGCGCAGAGGCAGCCAGCGGCCGCAGGCUCCGCGGAGGCCGACCGCAUGCUGGCCGACAGGGCGGCAGCCCCAGCCCGCUCGGUCGUGCUGACGCGGCCCUGGAAGGAUGCCAAGGCGAAGUACCCGAAGAAGCCUGGCGAGACGGUCAAGGCGUACGAUGCCCGUCUGCGGAGCCUCGUGCCGACGCUGCGGUAG